UGUGCAGUGAAUCAUAAAAAAAUACCUAUACUGUGACACAUUUGAACUUAGAUUUUAGAUUACAACUAAAUUAGUUAUAAAACAGCUCAGUAGUGCAUGUUCCAAGUUUAUUGUAAUGAUUCAGGUAGUCCUUAAUAAUGUAUCUUUAUGAAUCACAUAAUGAUUCAUAAACAAAAAAAACAACUCUAUGAAAACAAUAUAAAGGAUAGGUUCAGCUGGACUACAUACAGAACUCACACUGUAAAAACAUCUUGGUUGAAGUCCCUGAGUCGAUGUCGGCUGAAGCUUUUGCUGAAGCUCACUGUUGUACUGGGAUCAUUAUGGAUGCUUUAUCUACUCAGUUGGCCUAAAACAGGCUGGAGUCCUACAUACACUCAGAGACCUGGGUCGUUGGAGUAUACAGAUGAUGAUGGCGGUCCAGAGAAAGUGUGUAACUGUUCAGCGAUCCUGCAGGGAGAGAGAGAGGCUCUGGAUCAGGCAAAAUUAUUAAGCAUCACUAAAGACUUCCAGAAAAAUGUUCGCAUCCCAGAUGAGUAUUAUAUUAAUGCAACCCAAGACUGCAGUGAAUUCAGAUUAAGCAGGAAAUACUUGAUGUUCCCGUUAAACCAGGAAGAAGAGGACUUCCCUCUGGCUUACUCUAUUGUUGUGCAUCAUAAGGUGCAGAACUUUGAACGACUGCUGCGAGCCAUCUACGCACCUCAAAAUAUUUAUUGUGUCCAUGUGGACAGAAAAUCAGAGGUCUCAGUCUUCGCUGCCAUCCAGGCCAUUACUUCCUGUUUCCCAAAUGUGUUCAUGGUCAGCAAGGCUGUGAACGUGAUGUAUGGUCACUGGUCACGUGUCCAGGCUGACCUCAACUGUAUGGCUGAUCUCUAUAACAUUAACACAGAAUGGAAAUACUUAAUCAACCUUUGUGGCCAGGAUUUCCCUUUGAAAACCAACUUGGAGAUUGUAAGGAUGUUGCGUUCAUUGAGGGGUGGCAACAGCAUGGAAUCAGAAGAAAUGCCUGAAUAUAAGAAGCAGAGGGUGACAGAUGUUUACCAGAUAGUUGAUGGGAAAAUCCAGAGGACAAGUAAGAAAAAGGGGCCACCUCCAUUCAACCUGCCUAUUUUGUCGGGUAAUGCCUACAUUGCCGUUAGCCGAGGCUACAUCCGCAGCGUGUUGGAGGAUAAUCGAAUACAGACACUGAUCGAGUGGUCCAAAGAUACCUACAGUCCUGAUGAGUUCUUCUGGGCGACUGUUCAACGAAUGCCUGGAGUUCCUGGAUCAACACGGCCCCACCGCAAAUAUGAUAUGACAGACAUAAAUGCAAUUGCACGGCUGGUGAAGUGGCAGGGCCAUGAGGGUCCACAGGAUUCACUGCAGUCGGUAUACACAGAGUGUCAUGGCCACCAUGUCAGGGGAAUAUGUGUGUAUGGUGCUGGAGACCUGCAGUGGAUGGUUGAGCAGCAUCACCUCUUUGCCAACAAGUUUGACACAGACAAAGAUCCCAUUGCUGUCUACUGCCUGGAGAAGUAUCUGAGACAUAAGGCACUGGCUGAUGUUGAUUGGAUGUUGUGAUGUUCCUCCCACUGUCCUGAUAUCAAUGUCAUUUGGUUUGUUUUAUGAUUUGUGUUAACUAAAUUUAAAUGUUUCAUAAAUCACUCUUGUUUUAGGAAAAUCUCUUGUGUGGACUCCCUACUUGUUACAUUCUUUGAUGUUUACCACUCUGUUUGUCAGCAUCUGUCAACUGAAGAGACCAUUUAUGAAAUCUAAUGUUUCCAAUGACUUUCUAGUUAAUUCUGUGUAACAAAUGAACAGCCGAUGUCAGAUUAGAGCUUCCUCCA
Molecule: messenger RNA, 1823 nt
Organism: Larimichthys crocea (large yellow croaker)
Lineage: Eukaryota; Metazoa; Chordata; Actinopteri; Sciaenidae
Product: beta-1,3-galactosyl-O-glycosyl-glycoprotein beta-1,6-N-acetylglucosaminyltransferase
Exons: 4
Coding region: 148-1557 (469 amino acids)
Cellular component (GO): membrane
Molecular function (GO): beta-1,3-galactosyl-O-glycosyl-glycoprotein beta-1,6-N-acetylglucosaminyltransferase activity
Source: RefSeq, a predicted model, not a curated record